CGUUCAACAAACGUAUCUUAUGGCAUAUAAAUACUUUGUUCAAAAGCCAUAGUUGAAGGAGGGUCACUUUGGGGUUUCUCUCGCUAACUAGGGUUUUACAAGACAACCUCUCUCUCUUCGCUUUUCCUCAAUCCAACCCUUUCCAAAUCAAAUAUGAGUCUUCACCCUGAGGUUAAGUGGGCUCAGAGAGUUGACAAGGUUUAUAUCACGGUGCAAUUAGCCGAUUCCAAAAAUGCAAAAGUGGAUCUUACGCCAGAGGGUGUUUUUACCUUCUCUGGCAGUGCUGGUGCUGCAGACCGUCAGUAUGAGCUUAAACUGGAGCUCUUUGACAAGGUUAACGUAGAGGAGAGCAAAAUUAAUGUAGGAGUGCGAAGCAUAUUCUGUGUAGUGCAGAAGGCAGAGAAUGGAUGGUGGAAAAGGUUACUGCGUGCAGAAGGCAAGCCUCCACAUUACGUGAAAGUAGAUUGGGAUAAAUGGGUGGAUGAGGAUGAAGAUGAUGGUAACGGUGAACUGGACUUGGGAGGGAUGGAUUUCUCGAAAUUUGGCGGGAUGGGUGCUGAUGCAAUGGGAGGAAUGGGAGGAAUGGACUUCUCUAAAUUUGGCGGAAUGGGUGGUGAUGAUGCAAUGGAUGACAUUGAUGAGAGCGAUGAUGAAGAGCAAGAAGUGUCAAAGCCUGUAGAACAAGAGGCUGGCGAGGCAUCUACAGAGAAAAAAGAGGCUGCUCCGAGCACAUAAUGCCCUUGCAGUUCAGGACGCUGCCAUAGAUGCUUAUGAAAAUUCUCGAGUGAAAUUUUCUUUCUGUACCAUUGAUUGGUAGUUGUUUUAAGCGGAGACGUUCAUGUGUCUCUCUGUGUUGGCUAAACAUUUAGCAGUUAUAAUUUACCAGAAAAAAGCUCCUUCUAGUUGAAUUAGGAUAUUGUAUAAUUUGAGGAUAUUUAUUUUCAUGCAUGAAUGGCGGUAUCUGGAUUUCUAUAUUUUUAUAUUGCAUGUCUUUGAACCUGCUUAGAUGA
Messenger RNA from Cajanus cajan (pigeon pea), 1010 nucleotides. RefSeq names its product HSP20-like chaperones superfamily protein. The record is from RefSeq and is a predicted model, not a curated record. Gene Ontology annotation, biological process: protein folding; chaperone-mediated protein complex assembly. NCBI's taxonomy places the organism in Eukaryota, Viridiplantae, Streptophyta, Magnoliopsida, Fabales, Fabaceae. Gene Ontology annotation, cellular component: nucleus; cytosol. Gene Ontology annotation, molecular function: protein-folding chaperone binding; Hsp90 protein binding.